AGGGUGUGACUCAGAAAGAUCACAAGCUUUUUACAGUGAGCUAAAGCCAGACUGCUGACUACAAGAAAAUACACUGAGGUUUUCAACCACGAGUGCCACAUUGCCUUUGCAAAAGGCAGCGAUCGCACCGAGAUGCUUGCUGGUGGGACUCGGGCGGAUCCGGAGAGUCCUUUUCCACCACUGACAGGAAGCUUUGCAAUGGAUGAUGGAACAGACUCUCUGAUGAUUGUGCAUCUUCUCGCCAAUUCGGGACACUCAUUGCUUCUGCAGCAAACUGUGGAUCGGCUUUUGGAGUGGAUCUGCCCAGAUAUUCACCUUUUCCUGGUGUCUGAGAGAGUUACUCCAUUGAAAUAUUAUGAGAGAUAUCAUAAGAGAAGCUGUGGCUUUCCUGGAAUAUCUGUUCUCCUUUUUCUCCAUGAGGACUUGGGAGAAGAACGGAUUUUCCAGGUCUAUGAGCAGUUCCAGCGUCCGCCCUGGCGCUACCAGUGUGCCCAGAUUGCUAAUGGGCAAAGCCAUCCCUAUGGCCCAGCUCACCAGGACUUCUACAGCCUGGACAACCAGAUGCCUGUGUGGGGCAUCAGGCGGGUCCACUGUGGCCCUGAAAUCCUGCGUGUCACCAUCUACUGCAGUUUCGAUAACUAUGAGGAUGCAGUGAGACUCUACGAGAUGAUUCUACAGAAAGAAGCAAUUAUGCAGAAAAGUAACUUCUGUGUCUUUGUGCUGUACGCAACCCCAAAUAUUGCUGUGCAGCUCUGCCUGAAGCAGCUCCCCAUUGGGGUGGCUGCUGAGCCGAAGGAGUCGUCAGCCUUGCAGUUCAAGGUGCAAGAAAUCGGGCAGCUGGUGCCUCUCCUGCCUAACCCCUGUAUUCCUAUCAGUAGCACCCGGUGGCAAACACAAGACUAUGAAGGAAAUACAAUUCUGUUUCAGGUUCAAGACAGCUCCAAGCCCCGUGAAACGAAUGUUGGGCUUUCCCAUCAGCGUAACGCAGGCAAUGAAAAAAUUCUGCAGGACUCUGUCCCCGUCCCUCUCCCUCUAAAGCGGAGUAAUUCUGGGUGGAGAAGCCAGGAGGUCAGAGCCACAAAGGGUAGAAUAAAAUCUGACCAAAGCGAAGCCCUUACUCCCGAGCAAGUCGGUGGAAGCCUCCACAGGCACUUCUCGUCUUACAGUGGUCCAGCAGCCCGGUCGUGGUGGGAUGCUGCCUCCCUCCGCAAGCAGGCAAGCGGCAAGCUGCAGGCUUCUUUCCAGGAGAGCCGUGUUCGUUGGCAGGUAGCAGAGACCGACGUGGACACAGGGCUCGUCGUGGCGAAUCCUGCGAGUGGCCGCUGCCCGCUGAACCGCUUCUCCAGGGACCUGCGGAGCAGCCUCCUCCAGCCGCGGGCGCCUGCGGAGGGGGCCGGCAGCACCCUGCCCUCCCAGGACAGGACCCAGCCGCUGUUUGCUGCUGCCAAAAGGAGUAAAGGAGCAGGGCAAAGAGCUUUGGGCUUCCACUUGCAAAAAACACGAGCCAGCCCCGCAAACAGGGCGGAGGAUGAGGAGGAGGAAUUCUUUAUAUGACUGAAAACAAACGUGCCAGAUGGACUUGUCAUUUCCAAAUGACAGCAGAGCGCUCGUGUGUUCACUGUGCCUCCUCGUGCUGUGACUGCUGAUGCUCAGCUUACCUCUGUAGCUGUGACAACAUUUCAGUAGUGGGUUCACCGAGGUAGAUGCUUACUUUCCAUAGAGCAAUGCUAAGCAGGAAAAAUAACACUGUAUUUGCAGAAAAGUUUGUUUUUUUUUUUUUUUUGCAGAAUAGAUUGGAGGAUUACUGUGUAGUGAAUAGGAAUAAGCCAUACGACUCCUAGAGCUGUUCUAAGAUGCUAAAAAAUAGCCAGUGACAUCUUCAGAUGGGGUUAGAAGGUGCAGUUUGCCUAAGCUGCCCAAGCAGCUGGGUGCCCCCAGGCAUGGGGGAUCAUCAUCCCUCGCCAGGAUGUGUUGGAACACGGUAGUGGCAUGGGCACAGUUGUUACGCUGAUUUUCCUCUGUGUUCCUUCUCACUUCCCCUGUUGCUGGUAUUAAAAAGCUAUCAGCGUCGAUUUUAUGCAGCAUGUGAAACAUAAGAAUGUUGUUUUAAAGUAUUUUUGAAGAAAAAAAUUUCUAGAAAGACCUUUUCCCCAAAUUAGUGCAGUACGAGCAGAAGGCAAACACUUGUAGAGAAUAGUUUGAGCUAUGUUUAUGCUCCAGUAAAACCUGCUGUUGCCUGUUCAUAUGACACAACAGAAAAAUACCCAGCAAGGGGCCAGGCUUUGUUAGACCAGUGUGCAGUUAUCAGCAGGCAAUGCUAAUUGGGUUUUAAUUAACAGAAGAUAAGAGAAAUUAAUAGUCUUGGAGACUGCUGAAUGUUGGAGAGUAAAAAGGACAGGGGAAAUGAAACAAUGUUUCAGCACCAGAUGCUGAAAUAACUCUCAUCUUGAUCAAAAGUUUUCUUUUCUCAAGUGGGAUUAAGUAAUCUCAAAGGGGAAGAGAUGAGAAGGGCAUGACAGAGGAGUUAAAUUAUUAAAAGAAAGGCCAAAUCUGAUCAUACUUACCUUCCAAACAGCACAACAAAGAGAUAUUUUCUCCUUAAAAAUAUCUGAAUCCUGCUUCACAUGAAAGAUAGAAUUUGCUUGGAGCAUGCCUUCUCGUUGCUGUUCCUCUAGGUUGUAACUCAAGUUUGAGAGGCGGUGGCUUUUUGCGGCGCAGGGGGAGGCAGAGGGUGAUGGGCAGCAGCAGAGCCUUCCUGCGAGGGGGUUCUGCACAGUUUUAUGGGUAUUCACGUGCACGCGUGCCAGCUGAGCGCAGCCCACGUGGUCCUGCACGAGCUCCGUCACCCGGGGGACCCCAAGCCCCCGCUGCCGGUGGCUGUGCAGCCCCGCGGGGCUGGCGAGCGGUGCCGCUGCUGGACCCCAGCUCGGGCUUUGGGAAGGCCCGGCGCCUCAGGGGAGUUUGCAGGUGCAGCCGAGUUGGUGUGAAGAGCUGCGGGUGGGAAUAGGGCAGUCCUUGCUCUGUGCCUCUGCGGCCUCACAGGCUGUGCUGCCCUGGACGUGAUGCUCACGUACCCUUUGGUUCAGGGACCGAAACAUGCAGAGAGAUGAACUUAUUUCACUGGACACAUACAAUACUCCCUCAUCUUUUCAUAAGCUCCGUAGAACGUUUGGACUUUUUAAUAAAUCAUACUGUGAUAUUUUA
Molecule: messenger RNA, 3204 nt
Organism: Tyto alba (common barn owl)
Lineage: Eukaryota; Metazoa; Chordata; Aves; Strigiformes; Tytonidae
Gene: FAM124B
Product: family with sequence similarity 124 member B
Exons: 3
Coding region: 133-1554 (473 amino acids)
Cellular component (GO): nucleoplasm
Source: RefSeq, a predicted model, not a curated record